AUGAACGGGUCGUCGUUUGGCUACUUCAGUCAACCUUUCCCCGAACCGGCCUACUUCUCUCUACACGAGCUACGCGAUGAAAUUGUACAGGUAGACAAUUGAUUUUUCAAUUUUUCUCGAUUGAAGUUGAAUAUUCGCAUUACAAAUCGAUUUUUUUCAGACUUCGCCACUUCUACGACUAAAUGAUGAUAUUUUGGACAUGAUAAUAGAGCAUGUUCCGCUCAAAGACCGCCUUCUCAAAGUUCGAUCAGUCUGCCACAAAUUGUCGGAUUCAGUGAAACGCUCCGUAAAAUCAAUCGAAUACCUACGCGACGAACUCGACUACUGCGAUGACGACAAGAUCUCGUUCUUCUUGUCAGUGUACGGAAAAAACGUUGAGCACAUUAACUACGAUCUUUUCCGCUCGUGCUCUUUGCUCGAGUACACUCAGUGGUCAUGGCGCCAGUCAGUGAUUUUGUCGGUGACAAAGUGUCCACAGCUGAAGCAGUUGGAUAUUUUGGUGUGCUGUCGGCACAGAUUGAGAGAUGGUGACUUGGCCGUCAUUUUCAAGCAAUGCAAUCAGUUGGAGGUGCUCAGAAUGGACGCCAACUUCAUCAAUGGACAUUGCUUUUUUGUGAGUUAGCUCGGAAAGUAUUUAUUCGUUACACGGAUUUUUCUUGCUUUUUCUAUCAUUGUCGAGAAUCUUGGUUAACGUGUUUAGCUUUUCCGCGUUGACUGUAAAGGCCGACAUAUACAAUUUCCAGGCAGAAUAUAUACUUCUGAAUCUUCUGAAAGUGUUCCAGAAGCAUUCACGUUUUUGUUAAAUACUUGCCUUACAAUUCUUAGUAGUAACAAUACGUUUUUUUUGCAGAAAGCUCCACAAUCUCUAAAAAAAAUUGAGUUGGAAUGCUGCCAAUCGAUGAACAAAUCGGGAAUUUUGGGAAUUUGCUCCCGCCUACACAAGCUCCAAACUCUCCAUUUAUCGCUUUUCACGAAUCUCGACGAGCAAGUCAUAAAAAAAAUCAGCGAAAUGCGAAAUCUCAGGAAUCUAUCGAUCAUUGCGGAUCCUGAACAGCCGAUGAAUCAGUUCCGACUCACCGAUCUCCGACGCCUUCCGAAGCUUUCCUUGCUCUGUUUGGAUGGCGUCAACAACGUCACCGACAAGUUUUUGGCGGAUUUAUGCGAUGCUUCAGCCGCCCCCGCAUCGAAAACCCUGGAGCACAUCUCGUUGGCUUGGUGCAAGAAUAUUGGUUCAAACGGAGUGUCCAAAUUGAAAAAUCUGCAAAAUUUGAAAAGCUUAAACUUGGACGGAGUGUCCAAAAGAGACAUAUCGAUUGGAGUGGAAGCCAUCGGAAAUUGCGGGCGGCUCGAAAGACUGCUGAUUUCGGAGGACGCGUUCGUUAGUCCGAAGACCGUCGUGGAGUUUGUGAACAAGUGCGAAUCGCUGAGAACGCUGGAUGUUUCAAACAAUCAUCGCCUCUCGGAUAAAUCGUUUGCCGAACAAGUGGUAAGUAAAGCUUCUGAGAGAAAACUUUUCAAAUUCGAAUUUUUCCAGUACAGUGCACGUGCCUACUCAUUUGGCAAACCAAUGGUGAUUUUGACGGAUAACAAGUUCGUCUGGCGUCGACUCCCCCCAUUUUCCUUUUCGAAUCGGGUUGAAGUCGUCGUAGUGAACGACCGUUAUCCGGACGAGUACGUUGAAUCGAUCUCGAAAGACAGCGCUCAACAGUUGCCACGUGGCUUCCUGAUACCCGAUUUGAGACGUGGUAAUCGGUACAAAAUGCUCGAUUAUAAUCGGAGUGCGUUGCAUUCUGGAAGUUUGAGCCCUGAGCCAAAUCAGGAGAAUAUGCCGCCACAGUCCAUGAUGGAUGUCGGAGAGUUGUCAGAGAAGGAGCAAGAAGAGUUUGCUCGCAUGCUCAUGGAACUUCAAGCCCCUUUCCAGGUAAAUUAAUAAUGUUUCAUUAAUUUUAAAAUAAUCGACUGAACUCUACCAAUUUUCAGAACGUUGACUGGAUGCAGUACAGUCAACUUGUGGUUCCACAAGCUCCUCCUCCGGGUCCUUCCUUCACGGACUUUGAGAACAGUAUCACUGUCGGAACAGCAGGCGCUCCUGGACCACCGAAAGCCGAGAAGAUUCUGAAGCACACACGUCCGAGCCGGCCGAAGAGACAGGCACAAAAAGAGCGCGCUCAGCAAAGACGAUCGGGAAAAGUGGCUCAAGCUCCAGAACCAGUCGGUCCUAAAUUCACAGAAGAUGAUUUCCCGCCACUGGGUUGA
This is a messenger RNA of Caenorhabditis sp. 36 PRJEB53466, 2256 nucleotides long. NCBI's taxonomy places the organism in Eukaryota, Metazoa, Nematoda, Chromadorea, Rhabditida, Rhabditidae. The record is from the annotation of a GenBank genome assembly.